AUGUUCUCGCGUGGUCUGCAUGACAUCUGGUCGGUACAAGAUAUUGCAAUUGGAAGAAGAUGGAACUUUGCUGAACCCAAUCUCGUAGGAUCGCUUCGACACGUCGACGACAUUGCUGAGGAAAGGAGUGGUACACCCGGAGCGAGAGGAUGGAAGAACGGUCGCUGCGCCAGCCAGUGUAAAGGAGAUUGGCAACCUAACGGGGAGAAAGAGCGAUUGCUCCCGGAGCGAGAGGAAGCAAGAACGAGAAAAGGGAAUGUACACGAGCAAACGGGACAGACCCAAGUGGUGGGUGAGAAAGAGAACGAUGGAGGAGUGGUCAGCAUUCCAGUGGAGCGUAAAGAUCAGCGAACUUAUCAUGAAUUAAGAUCAAUUCAAAAAAUGGAUGUCGCCAAGGGCACAACAGAAGAUUUCGUGACGGUGGUCAGCGUCGGCAGUCAGCCGAUGUCGGAAAACUUUGUGACCGUUCUAUCGAUCGGCAAUAGGAAGAAAGACGAUGAGGAAUCGUCGGCGACGAGCAAAAGUUUGUCGAACGGUAUGGACGGGCAUCUCGAAGAAGAAGUCGAGGUUUUUAGAUUACCCGGAGAACGUUUGGGUUUUGGACUCAAAUUCGAAGGCGGUAACAAGACUGCUGAGAGAGUUAGAAGACUGUUUGUACAGAGCUGCGCGGAGCAAAGUCCAGCCAGCAGAGCGAAAUGUUCAUGGGGCACCUUAGGCGAAGGAGACGAGGUACUGUCGAUCGACGGUAUACCGGUGACACACAUGACCCGCUUGGAUUGCGUGAGAAGACUGAAGGAGUCGCAACUGGUUAUCAGGUUGAUGGUGAGAUGUCGUGGCGCUCUUAGACCGGAAGUGGUGAGCGCUGAGAGAAAAAUUGAAAGAAGCAAAGUGCCUCCAGAAUUACCCGCAGCACCACCGCCUGUACCACCAAGAAAACUGAGACAGCCUCGAGGACCUGCGGACGGCGAGGCAAAUCCUAGUCCCAUCAAGAAAUUGUUGGAUAAUUCGAAAUCUCAGAAUGGAUCGCAAAGUGGCGCGCAGAAUGGCUCGUCAAUUUCACAAAUCGGAUUACAAUGCGUAACCAAAAUAAACUCGUACGAGAGUUACGAGUCUUCGCCGAGAAACAUUAACGGAUCGAAUCAGGAGAACCUGAAAGAAUCGCCGAAGGACCGUUCGCCGGAAUCCGUGAAAACGAAGCAGGAACCACCGGAAGCAAUGGUUUAUCUAGAUGCGCGAUCACAAUGUGGCUCCACGCAUGGCAGCACAUCCGAUGAUACCGGCAGUUCUAUGUCCACCGUAGUGGACAGAUUCUCGACGUCCGAUCGCGUGUCAACCAUAUCCACGACGUCCACAGCGUCAACCGCAGGUUCCGAACAGCCGAGCGAAUUCUCAGGCGUCGAUCGAGACUUCGACCGAUCAUCCGAUCGAGAUGUGCUGCUGUCGCGAGCGAUCUGUCCACUCGAGCAUCUCGAGCGGGAUUUCUCGAAUCCGCCAGAUUACCUUCUCCGUCGUCUUGCCAAUUCUGAAGCGGUGACGCACGUGGAAUCGCGCGGUGAAGUCGAACGAAUUACAGCGGUCGUCGCACCAAACACGGUUUUGAUCGAGGAAACGAUCACUCUUCAGCCGCCACUCAGCUUUCAGGACGCCCCGCUGAGUUACGGACAUGAGGCCAGGCCGGAUCUCUUCUACACGGCCGACCUGGCUGCCGACUCGACGACGCAUUUCAGGCCAAUUAAGGACGACGUGGAGCUCGUGGAGCGCGUCAACGGCAACCACGAGGAAUUCCAAGAAGCGAUCUCUGUUUCCGGCAUGGGGAAAAGCAAUAGCGACAGGUCGUCGCCACCGCCGUUGCCGGCUAGAAAUCACGUUAAUAGGAUCUGCGUGAACCAGAUGCAAACGAGCGAAUCAGGAAACGAGACGCGGCCGCGAAUCUCCUCAACGGUACUUGUUUCUUCUGAAAGAGAACUUUCAGAAGCUCCUCUAUUACCACCGAAACCAUUACCGAGAAAAGAUGUUAAAGCUAGGCGGAAGAGACCACCUCCACCACCUCCACCUCCAAUUAUAACACCGCGAAAGAGAACAAUAAUCUUUCGAGUAUGCACUUCGUCACCAAAUAAAAACAAUGUCCUUGACGAAAAGAGUCAAAAAAUCGAAAGUUCAGAUGAAAGUCUCGAUAAAGAAUCUGACAUGGAGAACGUUUGCCUUAAUAACGAGAAGGGUAAAGCUGCAAGUUCGGAAGAAAAUACACAAACAAAUAAAGUCUUUGAGAUUAUCGAAAUCAGAAUGGCUAAAGGUUUACAGUCUGAUCAGAAGAAGGAAAAUAAAUCGAAUAACACAACAGAAAUUGUGAAUUGCGAGCAAAAUAAAGUAAAAAACGAAGUAAUUAAUAGAAACGAACAAGACCAAUUGCAGCCUACGAAUAAUUCGAAUAAAGUUUCACCAGAGCAUGAAAGUUCGAUCUUAGAAUCAACUGACGAGCUCAUUGACGAGUCAAACGAUGAAAAAGAAAACUGUAUAAACUCGAAAAGUUGUCAGCAAGAAGAAACUAGAACAAAUGAUCGGGAUAAUUUUAAAGAAGUGUUUCCAACAAACGAAGAAGGUAUUUUAUCAAUCGAUAAUUCUACGAUGCGAGAGAACGAAGAUAACGAAACUUAUCAAUCGCUCGACGUGGUCAACGAUGAUAUAAAGAAUCCAGAAAUAAAUCAAAUAUUAGAAAACGAAGAAAUUAUGGAAGAAGAAGAAGACACCACUGACGAAAGCGACGACGGCGAUUAUUACUGGCAAAGUAAUCUCGCUACGAUUGGCGAAGAGGAAGAAACCUCCUUAGAAUAUAUGAAUGCCAACGCAGACAUGAAUGAUUCCAGUGAGCUGACGGUGGAGUCGGAAGAAUCGCCUUCUGCAAUCAAGAAAGAUAUGUUCGUUAAAAACGCGCGAGAUGACGAAGCAGACCGCGUGAGCAAGAUUGCAGAAUACACGGAGGAGGAAAGCAAGAACCCGAACAAAGAUACGGUAAAUGGUAAGAUGGAGAACUGUGGAGGCGGCCAACGCCUGCCCCCGGACGGGGACGAAUUUCCAGCAGCGUACCAAGAAUUCAACAACAGUAGCAACCAGCCACCAUACAGAUAUAUCGCUACGACAAGAACAGCGACGAUAACUACGAAUGAUGCAGGAUUGUGUAAUGAAAACGAGUCGUUUCGUACUAAUGAGACUGUUAAAAUGCUCACGAACGACAGCAACGUUGUCAGUUCGAGAAGCAUUAUUCUAUCGGAUAGUAAGAUAACGUUCCCAGGCACUGAAAACGUGAGGCAGGAUAUAAACAAAGUUGCUUUGGCAAGUAUGGAGAGUGUCCGGUCUGAGGUGAGCAAAGCUACGUCGUCCAACGUAGAUAAUAUAUGUCAAGAUGUGAAGUCCACCGAGAUUACUAACGAAGAAAAAAAAUCAUCUUAUCACACUUCGGAAGAUAUCGCGAAGAAAAACACUUCCAUCGUCGCGGGAAGUUCUCUUUAUUCUUGUCAGACGACUACCAGCAAUUUAAUUAUGAGUGAGAAGAAGAUGGAGAUCGCUGGAUAUUAUCACAAGGCCGUGACGACGCUCGAAGAAGUGCCAAGCCACGUGGAAAAGGACGCGCCUAUUGAUACCCCACCGCCUCUUCCAUUGACAGGCCCGCCAAAAAUAGAGCAAGUGUUGCAUACAAGAAUUACUCCUACGAUAGAAUCUCCGCAAAGAAAGUUUUCCUUGAACGGUGAUCUCUGGAGACAAGAUGACAAGUCUGAGCGAUCUGUUCGAGAUAAAAUCGCAAUGUUUUCAUCGCAAAGCAAUCUUGAUGCGCCUCUAUUUCCCAAUGCCAUAACAGCGGCAGCAGCCACGAGCAACAGCAAACGCCUCUCCAAGUACAAGUCCUCCGAAGACGUUUGCUACGAUGACAAGAGCAACGGACAGAAAGAUCGACCGUCUUUCUUCGCCGACAGAACACAGAGUUCUUUCGAUCUCACCGAUUCAGCCAAGACUAUGACUGGGCAUGACGCGAAGAAAUAUAAUCAAAGAACGCUUAGUUUGCCUCAGACUGUUCAACCUGCUCUGUUGAGUCCAACUGCGCAAACUACGCGAACUCCAAAGACGCUACCAAUUGUUCCACCGAAAUCAUUAUCUAAUCCACUGUCAACAUUCAACACGAUCAAGCCAACGACACCAAACACAACUUCAUUAACGCGAGCUACCAGUUUUUCCGGCCCGGCACCCUUUAUGCAAGAUAGAGAUUCUUUGACAACCGAUUCAAUCAGCAACUCACAAAUUUCAAGAACGAAUUCCUUAGCGUCCACAUUUAGACGACCCGGCGAAGAUGUAAGGAGAAACAGCUUGAAUCAGCUGAUCGAGCAGAGACGAAGAUCAAUAUCGAAAUUACGUGGUCUAGUUAUACCAGAAAAAGACACUGUAUCAAUCGAUCAACCUAUCGUCGAUUUACCAGAAAUCAAAUCACGAGAUUCAAUAUUAUUACAUCAGAUACCAAAGGCAAAUAUUCAAGACAAGUGGGGGUCUCAAAGUUCCUUAGCCAGCAACGCCAGCACAGCGAGCCAGCCAUUGAAAGCGACAACGUCCUUCAAAAUGCCGGCGCCUCAGAUAUACUCCAAGUACUCCCCGGCUUUCAAAAGAAAGUCUCUCACGGUUUAUGGUACUUCAGUAACGACAAAUUCCACGAUAAACGGCAGCAGCCCGAUCAAAAGUUCUCAAUCAACAGCAAUGUCCACAUUUUCGGAGCCACCGAAAAGCCUGGAGAGUAUUUGCAGUCCUACAAGAAGCGAUUACAGCUUCGAGUUUGCCUCGACGACGAGCUCACCGGAUGGCUCGCGUACUAGGCCGAGGAUAAUGCAAAGGAAAGCUCGCUUAGAUUACGAUGAUUCCGACAAUGAUUCGGCCGUAAGCAGCUCUCAGAGCAGCAUAUCUCGCGGCUUCAGUCCGCCGAUGUCUCCGGUACCGUCGGAAAGAUCUACCAUUUCAUCAGAGAGAUCUUAUGUCUCCGCGGAAUUAAAUUGUCAACGUCGGCCUUUGAUCGCAGAUAAUUUGAGCAGAAUUUCAGUCGCACGAGAUAUCAGAGAUCAAAUUGCUGCAUCCGAUAAAGAUCAAUUCACCUCCAGGAUAGGUGUUCUUGGUGAACGAACAUAUCUAGCCGAAAGAUCAUCUUCCAGCAGCAGCGGGUCAAAUCCGCGCUCACCACAGCCGAACGAGUUUGUUUCGAGAAGUUCGCAAAUUCCUCAGAGACAAUUGAGGCGAUCGAACAGCACCGAUACAAAUUGCAGCACAUCCUCGACGCUCACAUCCGGAUCUCAAGCCAGUGCCGAGUCUCUAUCCCGGAGAGUACUGAAGCCGCAAAGCGUGGAGGCGAUAAAUCGAAAAAAUAUCCUGGCGAGCGCCAGAUGCCGAAGCGGUAGGGAUUUGAACGGAUCGCCGCUAAUCCAGCGAAAGUUUUCAGACGACGAAGAUGCUGUAAAAGAAACCAUCCAGAACGGUGGUGCUAUUCAUCAGAUAAGCAAUAACUCGGGGAGCGAUCCCGCGAGCAAACAAGAGAUCAAGAUUGCGUAUAUAGAAGUCGCGGAUCCCUUCGCGGAGGACGAAGAAUCGUUACAGAAGGACGAGGAGAAACCUAAAUUGCCACCUAAAAUGAGUUUCCCGCCGCCAGCUGUUAGACCACCCAAAUCUGAAAUGUUGGAGCCAUCAAACGAUCUUAAAAUGUGGGUUCGAGCGGAAGUAAAGACUUUGGCGCGAUCAAUGGAAGAAAAAUCGAGAUAUGACAAAAAUCCAAUCCUCGCUGCUCAAAAUUUGGAAACAAGAAAUAGUCGUGGCUCCAUAUUUAACCAACCCGCUAUUACUACGUCCAACAACGAUUUGUCUUCAAAGAAUAGAACUACGGUAAGCGAUAUGAAGGUCACCGCGAUGGAAAUGUCGAAACCACAAAGUAAAGCGAAUUCAACUCCUAGAAAAAAUAUGGAAGACCAAAACGAUCUUUUGACGAUCUUAACGACAAAAAGUCGCUCCAGAUCAGCUAUACACGUCGACGAAGGAACGUUUGGUAGAUCGAAGAGUCAGAUGAGUCUAGAAGAUAUACUUGGCGCUAAGUCAGAUUUGAAAUUAUCCCGUGCGCAAAAUACAGAACCAAAAAUUGAAAAGAAUGGUAUGAUACCAAGCUCGCCGGUAAAAUCUGCUUGGGAAAUUUCGAAAGAAAGUCGAUACGGGAGAAGAGGCUCUAUUACUUCGAACGAAUCCUUGUCGGAGGAUAGACCCUUUGUAUCGAAAAUACCCACCUUAGGAAGAACCAAAACUGUCGACAGCGGCGACGAAAUGACAGAAAGUGUCGAAAGAAUAAAAAGUGUGACAGCGUCGAAGAUUCCGACGUCUCGUGGCUUAAAUCGACGCAGCGCCAGUGUUACGGAUAUGAAGAAAGCCUUGGAGAAGGUUGAUACCAAUCCUAUGCAUAAUCAAUCACAACAGAACACCAGCAACACUCACAAUCGAUUUCCAAGUCUAGACAGCAGCGUAGACGAGAAUAUCGGGACGGAAAUAGACACCGAUAGAUGCUAUGGCGAGCAAUUUGGCAGUAUCAGUUCACUCGCCAGCAGUACCAGUCUAAUCUCGCAACAAGAACUGGCGCAGCUCGUCGAGGAGGCGAGUUUGGAAGAGGCACGUGGAGCGCACGAUGUUAUAGUCGUUUUGCUUCACAAGGAGAACCCGACCGGCAGCGUUGGCAUUACUUUGGCUGGUGGCGCGGAUUGCGAAGUGAAGGAGAUCACGGUUCAUAGAGUACUAACGCACUCUAUCGCGGAUAAAGACGGCCGGGUGCAGAGGGGUGAUAGGAUCCUCAGCAUAAACGGUCGGAGCACGCGAGGUCUCACACACCGGGAGAGCAUGGCGGUACUGAAGCAGCCGAGAUCGGAGGUCGUAUUGGUCGUGUCGAGGGUCAGGAUGGAGGAAGGCUGUAAGCUGAGGUCGCGAACUGCGAGUGUCGAAACCAUCGUCGAAGGGUUAGAGACGAAUGGAAACGUGGAAGACACAGCAUGGGGACCACCGUCGACCGUGGCAGUUUACAAGGGCGGAGCUGGUCUCGGAUUUAGUCUGGAAGGCGGCAGAGAUAGUCCCCUCGGAGAUAGACCUUUAAUUAUCAAGAAGAUAUUCACCGGAGGUGCUGCCGAGAAAACAGGUGCCUUAAAAGCCGGGGACCAACUGCUUGAAGUAAACGGUAACGAUGAUCUCCUAGUCAGGCAUCCUGCCACUAAAUCCUCGUGA
This is a messenger RNA of Acromyrmex echinatior (Panamanian leafcutter ant), 7275 nucleotides long. It is a transcript of the gene bbg, whose product is annotated as PDZ domain-containing protein big bang. Lineage: Eukaryota; Metazoa; Arthropoda; Insecta; Hymenoptera; Formicidae. The record is from RefSeq and is a predicted model, not a curated record. Gene Ontology annotation, molecular function: protein binding.